Messenger RNA from Myripristis murdjan (pinecone soldierfish), 7093 nucleotides. RefSeq lists its product as uncharacterized. The transcript is spliced from 21 exons. Lineage: Eukaryota; Metazoa; Chordata; Actinopteri; Holocentriformes; Holocentridae. Bases 313 to 6846 code for a protein of 2177 amino acids. The record is from RefSeq and is a predicted model, not a curated record.
GUGCUGCCCGUUAGCCGUGUGCUGCAGGCGGCCGUUAGCUUCCCUCCGAGCAGCGCAGACACGGAGCUCCGCUCAUAAAGCGACCCUGCUGACUCACGGUGAUGCUGCUCAUCUGGCCUCGAACGACGCGGUUUAUUUCACAGCUCGGCGGGUUUUUUUACGGGUUCCAUAUCGCUGCUCUUGGCUAGCCAGCUCUCUGUUAGCGGGUUAGCUUAGCCUAGCCUAGCCUCUGCGGUGCAGCGGUUAGCUUGGUUAGCUUAGCCUCAGAGGCGUUAGCGUGCAGGCUGACGUCAGCUGGUCCCCGUCCGGACCAUGGGCCGAGGAGCCGGGCCCACGAAGAGCGGCCGGCCCCUGGGGCCCCCAGGUGAGGACGGACCUCCAUUCGACAUGGGCCCGCCGGGCUGGGGCCCUCCGCCUCCCGGUGGCUGGGGUCCGCCGCCCCCUGGUGGCUGGGGGCCUCCACCGCCAGACGACUGGGGGCCGCCGCCUCCCGGAGGCUGGGGGCCGCCGCCUCCCGGAGGCUGGGGGCCGCUACCCCCAGAUGACUGGAGACUUCCACCCCCCGGAGGAUGGGGACCAAGAGGGCCCCCGCCGCCGGGAUGGGGACCAAGAGAUCGCCCGCCAGGUUGGGAACUUUAUCCGGACGGCUGGAGGCUGCACCCCGGGGACUGGGAUCAUCGUACCGACGGCUGGAGACCCCAUCCGCACGACUGGAGGCCCGGGGAUCCCCUGCCUCCUCCGGGCUGGGGGCCUCAUCCGGACGACUGGAGACCCGGGGAUCCCCCGCCGCAUCCGGGCUGGGGACAACCGGGCUGGGGGCCGGACGGCCCGGACCCGUGGGGCCCUGACCCUCCAGGACCUCCGGCGCUGCCUCCGCCUCCUCCGGUCGCGUAUCCGCCCCCAGAAACCGCAGCCUACGGGCCGAUGCCCAUGCCGGUGCCCCCUCCGGCCUGCGUCCCCCCGCCGGGUUACCCUGCCUACCCACCGCCCGUGGACCCUAACGGAUACCCGAGCCACCCCCCACCCGGCUGGACAGGAGAGGCCGCCCCGUACGUGGAGGAGGUGAUGGUGAACCCCCCACCAGAGCAGCCUGAGUGGAUCAAAGCGUUGAUUUCAGCUCCAGAGAAAGAGGCGACGGCUGCAGCAGCUUCAGCUGAACCUGCGGCUACAAAAACACCAGAGCCACCCGCCGCCGCCGCCGCCAAACCCCCGGCCGCCGCCACCACCACCACCGAGCCGCCCAAACCAGCCCAAACCCCUAAAAGCAGUAAGACCGCCAAGCCGCUCGGCCUGCUGGGAAAACGGACCUUUGAUAAGCCUCCUCCCGGCAGAUCCACCGGCAUCAUCUCCUUCAUCGGGCCGUCCUUCGGCUACAUCGAGAGAGAAGACCUCACCAAGUUCAGCUUCAGCUUCGACGCCUUCUUCGGGAACCCCAAGGCCAUGACGCCCGGGGUCAGAGUUCACUUCACCGCCUGCAAGGAGAAGAACAAGCAGAUCGCGACGGACGUCAAAGUGGCUCCAGGCGGGACGGAGAACGUGGACCCUGAGAUCUACGAGGCCGUGGUGACCCAGCCCAUCGUGGCGCCGCAGCCUGGCGAGCGGCAGUACCCCGGGCAGGUGCACGUCACCAUCGGGCAGCUGAUGACCAACCUGACGUACGACAGGAAGGACUGCAGCGUGACGCUCCUGAUGAACGACCAGGUGCUCGUCAACCUGCUGACCGACAUCGUCACCGAGAAGAGACGCGCCACCAACAUCAAACCCAAGAUCCCUGCCACCUUCAGCCACACCAAGGAGAGGCGGCAGACGGGAGUCAUCGUGAGUCUGACGGACAGUGAAGGCAUCAUCAGGUCAGACGAGCACGGCGAGCUUCCCUUCGACGUGAGGGAGAACCUGAGCGACAUCGACUUCACCUCCGAGGACGCCAACGAGGACGUGGAGUUCACCAUCUUCACGGUCAAAGGGGAGAAGAAGGCGAUUCGGAUCCGCCGGACGAAGGAGCCGCUCCUCCUGACGCUCUGCACCAACCCCGGCUCCCCCGACCAGCUCGGCGCCCCCAAGGCCCCGCCCACCAUCCCCAAAAUCGACCUGGGCCCCAACAUCCGCCUGGACCCCGAGCUGUACGAGGGCAUCGUCAGCCAGCCCAUCAUCGAGCCCACGGCCUCCAUGCAGGGCUACCCGGGUCAGAUCCACGCCAACAUCGGCCCCAUCAAGACCAACGUGACCUUUGACCACCGUGACUGCGGCGUCACGCUGCUGAAGAACGACCACGUCCUCAUCAACCUGCUGGUCGACAUGGUAACCAACAAGCGCCGAGCCGCCAACAUCAAGCCCAAGAUCCCCUUCACCUUCAACUACACCAAGGAGACGAGGGAGAAGGGUGUGGUCAGCAGCCUCGGGGCGAGGGAAGGCCUCAUCACCUCGAUGCAGCACAGCGAGCUUCCCUUCGACUUCACAGAGAACUUCAGCGACACCGAGUUCAACGCCAAUGACGUCGACAAGGAGGUGGAGUUCACUGUCGCCCUGGUGAAAGGGAAGAAGAAAGCGAUCAGACUGAGGAGGUUGGCGGCAGUGGCGGCGGCGGCGGCGGCGGCGGAGGACGUGGUCCUGCAGGAACAGAAGAAGAGAGAGGAGGAGGAGAAGAGGAAGGAGGAGGAGGAGAAGAAGAAACAGGAGCAGGAGGCCAGGAUGAAACAGGAUGAGGAAGAGGACAGGCAGAAGGAAGCAGAGAAGAAGAAGAAGGAGGAGGUGGCGGCGGCGCUUGCAGCCGCCAGAGACAAGUGGACGCCGCUCGGCUUUAAGAUCAGCGACCCCGAGACGCCGAACGACAUCAGCAAGGAGCGGUUUGACGGCACCGUGCUGAAAGCCAUCUCCAAGUUCCCUCUGAAGGAGGUGAAGAAGGAGCGGGAGGAGGAGGUGAAGGUGCAGGAGGAGGAGGAGGGGAGGGCAGGAGGACAACAGGAUGGAGAGGGAGCAGCAGAGAAGAAGGUGGAGGUGGAGCCCGAGAAGGAGGAGGUUCCACUUGGAUUCGGAGCCAAGCUGAACAAAGACACGGGCCGUCUGGUGAUGACUGUUGCCGGGCAACAGAAACAGCUUCCGUUCGGUCCGGGUGACCUCCUGACCACCGCCACCAUGAUGGACGGAGACAAGGUACGGUUCAACAUCGCCACGAACCGGGAGACUAAAGAGGAGCGAGCGACCUACGUGGAAAUCCUUCAUGACUCGUUUGAGGAGUCGACCGAGCAGCGCAGACAUGGCAUCGUGAUCGAGUUCUCGAACGACUCGGGGCUCAUUAAAUGCACCCAGAACCCGCAGCUGUUCUUCCGCAUGUCCGAGGUGAUGGAGAAGAAGAAACUGGAGCUGAACGAGAAGGUGGAGUUCAGCGUCGUCCCGCAUGAAACAGCAGAAGGAGGGCACCAGGCCAUCAGGAUAAAGCGUUACACCGAGAGCGUUUUCCUGCCCGUCCGUAAACUGGCGGCAGUUGGAGCAAGUAAAGGAAAGAUGACCAUCAAGCUGACAAAGGAAACGAAGGGUUCAGAGGACAGCAAGGACAGACCAGAGACAGACAAGCUGAAGGCGGUGGUAAAAAAUCUGAGAGCACAGGACAGCAAGGGCAGCACAGGCCGAAGGGGCGGCAGCCCAGGUCGACGUAGAUAUGGCCACAGCAGGAGCAGGAGCAGAAGUCGGAGCAGGAGCAAGAGCAGGAGCAGGUCUAGCAGCAGGAGCAGGAGUCUGGCCAGGGACCAGUUUGGCCGCUACAUGAGAAGGAAACGCAGCUCCAGCCACGACCGUGAUCAUAAGAGCAGCAGACACAGGCGUAGCAGAAGCAGAGACAGGUCGCACAAGCGCAGUCACAGCCGGAGUCGCAGCCGGAGCCGGAGCAGGAGUCGGAGCAGGAGCAGGAGCAGGAGCCGAAGCCGAAGCCGAAGCAGGAGUUCCAGCAGGAGCAGGGACAAAGGCAAGGACCGAUCCAGCAGAAAGAGGAAACAGAGUAGCAGGGAGCGGGAAACAAGGCACAAGAGGAGCAGAGAGUCCAGCCCUCCUCCCAGGCGUGGAGGAGUUGUGGACGAUGAGCUGGCAAGGAAGAAGAGGGAGCUAGAGGAGUUGAACGAGAUGAUCGCCUACAAAAAGUCUCUGGUGGACCUGGACCCCCGAGGACUGGACCCUGGCCAGAGGACGUGCAUUGACUACGACCAUGGCCGGAUCGCCAUCCCUCUCACCGAGUACAAACCUGUCCGCUCCAUUCUGAAGAAACGACCAGACAGUUGUGACUAUCAUUACCGCCCUCCUUCUCUCGACCACCUGAAACCUUAUGAUGACCCAGAGAGAUCCUAUUAUGACAGGCCGUAUGACAGUCCUUACCACGAUCGGCUGUAUGCUGACCGCUACGGCGACCACCCCUAUGUGGAUCGUCCCUAUGGUGACCGUGCCUAUGGGGACCGACCUUAUGAUGAUCGCAUUUACGGUGAUCGUCCGUAUGGUAGCCAUCCUUACACCAGCCGUCCUUACACCGAUCGUUAUGAUGUCUAUGAUGAGCCUUAUGAUGACAAGUACUAUGACCAGCCGUACGCUGACCGGUCUUAUGACCGUCCAUACGACCCGCCUCCCAAACACAGUCGGUCUCCAGAACCCCGCAGUGCUUCCCCUCCUGCUCAGUCUAGCCAAGCUUCUUCCUCCACCACACAACAGCCUCCCCCAACUCAAAGUGCCUCGACCACCUCCCUCCCUGCUGCUUCUACCUCCCAGCAGCAGUCUGCAUUUAGCCAACCACCUUUCAGACCUCCUUCUCCCAAAGAACCUCCUCCCAGAAGCCCCUCACCCAAACCAGGCAACCCUCCUCUGCAACCUCUUCCACACCAGUCUCCUCCAAGCCAAAAACCUCUUGACCGUUUCCUUGAUAUCCUUAACAAAAGGGUGGAUCCUGAUGUGUCAUCACCAGUAACAAAUGUUCCUGACACUGAUGACCUUCUGCCUCACGAGCGAGCCAUCCAAGACGGCAGAGGAUUCUCACGGAUCGUGGGAUUGGCUCCCGAGCAGCCCAGCAGUAGCCUGCCCCUUGAGGAGGAAAAGAGGACAUCAAGUCCCAAAAGGUCCUCAAUGGAGAGAACAAGCGAGGAAACCAAGACAGAACCCUAUGACAAGAUACAGAGUCUUCUUCGAACCAUAGGCUUGAAAUUAGCAACGGGCGAUGUGUCUAAACUGGCCAGCAGAGCCCAGGAGAAACUCUACACCAUGAAAGAGAAGUCUUCAUCAGUAGAGAGAGAGACUUGCAGUUUGUCCUCUCAAGGGGAAGAGCGGCGAGGGAGUCGAACUGGCUCAGCUGAACUAGAACAUUCCCACUCCCCCUCCCCAGCCAGGUCCUCUAGUUUGGAGCCACAUAGCCGACAUAAAGGUAUCACAGAGUAUGAAGGGUUCCUGGACCAACUUGAGAUGGAGGCGUUGAAGAAGGCAAAACAGAUGCAGAGUCUUACCAAGAUAGGGACUGCACCUGAGCAUUCACCUUCUGCCAGUUCCUCUCCCAAACCCCCUUCCACUCCUCCCUCCUCCCAGUACCAGCAGCUGCUGCCAGGCUCCUCCCACGCAGCGGCAUCCUACGCCUGGCCUCCUGCAGUUUCUUCUCAGUAUCCCCCAGCACAGAGCACAGCAGGUGCCCCGUUGCCUCCUAAUGCAAAUGCACCACCGCAGAGGUAUGGUCCUCCUCCAGGACCUCCUCCUGGACCUCCUCCACGGCGUCCACUUGGAUUCCCUCCUUUUGUCCCACCCGCCAGUCAGCCAACUAGCACAGCCUUUCCAUUUUUAGACAAACCCCCAGUCGUUCAGCCCCCUGACUCAUCCAGCCCUUUGCAAACGUUAGCCAGCUCCCCACCUGUGCCGACAUCAACACCUGUGAUUCUGACAACCACAUCUUCUACCUGUGAGAACCCCCAACACUCAGCCAUCUCUACAACAGUGGCUAGAUGCCUGAAGGUGAUAGAGACGGUGAAAUCUCUGGCUGGACAGACUCCAGUCAAACCAGUCAAAUCAGUCCAGUUUAAUUUGCCCACAGAGUCUCCGUCAGCCUCCAGUGUCCAAACCUCAGGAGAUACAGAUAAUGAUGUCAAGGCCAAGCAGAAGGAGAAGCUGGAUCAAUAUAACCAGCGAAUUUUGGAGAAAAGAGAGCAGCAGAUGAAGGAGAUGAAGGAGAUGUAUGCGCGCAAGAAACAAGGGGACUCCGCUCUGACUGCACCAGGAAAACUGAUCAGCAGCGAGCCGAAGAAUGUUUGGAUCUGCGGUCACUCCCUGGUGUACUGGGCGGAGUCCAGGGCCAAGUCUCCAGAGGUAGGUAUGCAGCUGGGCAUGGAUCCCAGCAGGGUGGUCAUCUGGUGGAAGGGCACCCAGGGCAUGACGUGGCCUCAGCUGCUGCCCCAGCUCCACCAGCUGAAGGUCACAUGGCCCAACCCGGACGUCCUCAUCAUGCACCUGGGCGGCAAUGACCUGAGCACCGACAGCCCCACCGACCUGCUGGCCUCCGUAAAGAAAGACCUGACUUCCAUGAGGAGCAUUUUCCCUCAGUGCCUCCUGGUGUGGUCCAACAUCCUGCCCCGGAGGGUGUGGCGCCACUCGGCCGACACCCACGAGGUGGACCUGGUGAGGACCACGGUGAACCGCAGGAUCCACAACAUCAUCUCCGAGCUUGGCGGCACCGCCCUGGCCCACGACAACAUUCGGUGUGGCUCCCACACGGGGCUGUACCGGCAGGACGGUGUCCACCUGUCCCCCACGGGCAUCGACACCUUCAAUCUGAACCUGCAGGACUUUCUGGAGAAGUGGGAGAUGGAGCUGAACAAAGCCUCUGAGAAGAGCUGAGAGGUGUCUUAACGUGAUUUAGAUGUUCCUUGUUUUAUUUUACAUUUUGUUUUCUUUCUCUUUUUAUUUCUUGUGAUAUCCAGGCAGUUGCAUUGGUAGGAAACGCUGCAGUUGCUUUAUUUCCAACAACAAAAUGCCACGUAGAGAACACUUGGCUACGACAUUGAAUUGAUGUGUUUGACCUUCAGCUGUAACACAUAUGAAACAUGUUUCAAAGGGAACAAUAAAGUAGAUAUGAAAUAUUUUG